CCACAACAACAACAUUCAACACAAAAUCUCUCUGUUUUCCGAUCUCUUUUUCCGGCAACUCACCGCCGUAAUCCGCCAUGGUGACGUCACCAAUCCUCUCAGAGCUCGGCACCGAGAUCCUCAUCCCGAUCUGCGCAGUUAUCGGAAUCAUCUUCUCUCUGUUCCAGUGGUACCUUGUGUCACAAGUUAAGUUAACGGUUGAGAAACCGGCUGCCGGAGACGGUAAGAACGGGUUCACUGAAGCGUUGAUUGAAGAAGAAGAAGGUGUUAAUGAUCAUGCGGUUGUUCAGAAAUGCGCUGAGAUUCAGAAUGCGAUUUCUGAAGGGGCAACCUCGUUCCUAUUCACCGAAUACCAAUAUGUCGGUAUUUUUAUGGUCAUUUUCGCCGUUCUGAUCUUUGUGUUCCUUGGGUCCGUUGAGGGAUUCAGCACUAGCAGCAAAAUAUGCACAUACGACGCCACCAGAAUGUGUAAACCCGCUCUAAUGACAGCUGUCUUCAGCACCGUGUCAUUCUUGCUAGGUGCCAUCACCUCAGUUGUCUCCGGCUUUCUUGGAAUGAAAAUCGCCACGUAUGCAAAUGCCAGAACUACCCUUGAGGCUAGAAAGGGUGUCAGUAAGGCGUUUAUUGUUGCAUUUAGAUCUGGAGCCGUUAUGGGUUUCCUCCUUGCUGCAAACGGGCUUCUUGUGUUGUAUAUUACCAUUAAUCUUUUUAAGAUUUAUUAUGGUGAUGAUUGGGAAGGCCUUUUUGAGUCCAUAACCGGUUAUGGGCUUGGUGGUUCUUCCAUGGCUCUUUUUGGUAGAGUUGGUGGCGGUAUUUAUACGAAAGCUGCGGAUGUUGGAGCCGAUCUUGUUGGCAAGGUCGAGAGAAAUAUCCCUGAAGAUGACCCCAGAAAUCCAGCGGUUAUUGCUGACAAUGUUGGUGACAAUGUUGGGGAUAUUGCUGGUAUGGGAUCUGAUCUGUUUGGGUCAUACGCUGAGUCAUCAUGUGCAGCUCUUGUUGUUGCUUCGAUUUCCUCUUUCGGCAACACUCAUGAUUUCACUUCAAUGAUGUACCCGCUAACUGUGAGCUCUGUGGGCAUCCUUGUAUGCUUAAUCACCACUUUGUUUGCUACUGAUUUCUUUGAAGUCAAAACCGUUGAGCAAAUUGAGCCUUCUUUGAAAAAUCAACUCAUUAUUUCAACUGUGUUGAUGACUAUCGGUAUCGCUAUCGUUAGUUGGAUCGCUCUUCCUUCUAGCUUCACUAUCUUCAAUUUUGGAGCCCAAAAAGUAGUUAAGAACUGGCAGUUGUUCUUGUGUGUUGGUGUCGGUUUGUGGGCAGGUCUUAUUAUCGGAUUCGUAACUGAGUACUACACUAGCAAUGCUUACAGCCCUGUGCAAGAUGUUGCUGAUUCAUGCCGUACCGGAGCUGCUACAAAUGUUAUCUUCGGUCUCGCUUUGGGAUACAAAUCGGUUAUUAUCCCGAUCUUUGCAAUUGCAAUCAGUAUUUUUGUUAGCUUUAGCUUUGCCGCCAUGUACGGUGUUGCUGUGGCGGCUCUUGGGAUGCUGAGCACCAUAGCCACCGGUUUGGCGAUUGAUGCGUACGGUCCCAUUAGUGACAAUGCUGGUGGCAUUGCUGAAAUGGCUGGCAUGAGCCACAGAAUUCGUGAGCGGACCGAUGCUCUUGAUGCCGCUGGAAACACCACUGCAGCUAUCGGCAAGGGUUUCGCUAUUGGUUCAGCAGCUCUUGUGUCGUUGGCUCUAUUCGGUGCGUUUGUGAGCCGUGCCGAAAUAACAACUGUAGAUGUAUUAACCCCAAAAGUUUUCAUUGGGUUGCUUGUGGGUGCCAUGCUUCCGUACUGGUUCUCGGCAAUGACAAUGAAAAGUGUCGGAAAAGCAGCACUUAAAAUGGUUGAAGAAGUCCGCAGGCAAUUCAACACCAUUCCGGGCCUCAUGGAGGGCACUGCUAAGCCUGAUUAUGCCACCUGUGUGAAAAUCUCCACCGACGCUUCGAUUAAAGAGAUGAUCCCGCCUGGCGCACUUGUCAUGCUGACACCACUCAUUGUUGGAAUUUUGUUCGGUGUUGAAACACUUUCCGGUGUUCUUGCAGGAUCACUUGUUUCUGGUGUCCAGAUUGCUAUCUCUGCUUCCAACACUGGUGGUGCUUGGGACAACGCUAAGAAAUAUAUCGAGGCUGGUGUUUCUGAACACGCGAAAUCGCUUGGACCAAAAGGGUCAGACCCACACAAGGCGGCUGUGAUCGGAGACACCGUUGGGGAUCCUUUAAAGGACACUUCCGGGCCAUCACUAAACAUCCUGAUCAAGCUCAUGGCUGUUGAAUCUUUGGUGUUUGCCCCUUUCUUUGCUACUCACGGAGGUCUUCUGUUCAAACUCUUCUAGAUCCGUUAUGAAGGUGAUGCCAGUUGUCGUUUCAUCUGUUUAGUCUGUAUCAUCAUUUCAUUUUCUUGCCUUUUUUUAAGCUUGUGGGAAUGUCUUAUUUUUGAUGUUUUGUUUUGUGCUUAGCAAUUUUUCCAUUGACGAUUUUGAUAUGAUAAUGAUGAUAAUUAGUUGAUAAUCUUAUUUGAUAA
Molecule: messenger RNA, 2563 nt
Organism: Helianthus annuus (common sunflower)
Lineage: Eukaryota; Viridiplantae; Streptophyta; Magnoliopsida; Asterales; Asteraceae
Product: pyrophosphate-energized vacuolar membrane proton pump 1
Exons: 7
Coding region: 78-2375 (765 amino acids)
Biological process (GO): proton transmembrane transport
Cellular component (GO): membrane
Molecular function (GO): diphosphate hydrolysis-driven proton transmembrane transporter activity; inorganic diphosphate phosphatase activity
Source: RefSeq, a predicted model, not a curated record